Trichoderma atroviride IMI 206040 is the source of this 2727-nucleotide messenger RNA. NCBI's taxonomy places the organism in Eukaryota, Fungi, Ascomycota, Sordariomycetes, Hypocreales, Hypocreaceae. The record is from RefSeq and is a predicted model, not a curated record.
AUGCUCGGUAUGGUUGCGAUACCCCGCAUAUGCGCUGAUAUCCUCUACCAACCCCUCACUCUGCUCGACUGUCUUCAUACAUACUGCGGCUCGUGUCUGAAAGAAUGGUUUCGCUUCCAGGCUGAACGGGUUGGACGGGCUCCUACCCCGCCACCGCCAGACGCCAUCAUCUUCACCUGUCCAUCAUGUCGGAGUUCAGUGAGGGACACGCGGCAUAAUGCCACCGUGGCGACUCUCCUGGAGAUGUACACGGCGGCCAACCCCGCCAAAGCUCGGUCAGACGCCGACAAGAAAGAGAUGGAGGAAAAAUACAAGCCUGGCGACCAGGUCAUGCCCAAGGUCAAGACUCGUGAACGGACCGCCGAAGAGAAGCGGGCCGAGGAAGAAGACCAGAGGCUGAUAGAUGAGGUGAGAGAGCUGAGUCUGCAAGAAGCCAUUGCCGCUGCCAUGCCAGAAGAAUCACAGGCGAGGACGGCGGCGAGGAGACAGGCAGACGGGCGGUCUCGAUCGAGCUCAGAUUACAGAUCAGAGGGUCGAUCGCCGCGGCCAGCAAAUGGCAGGGGAGAGAAUGGCCGGAGCAACUCUGACUACUUGACGGCAGACGGAGACUCACAAGCUCGAAGAAGGCGUAGUGAGUCUCGGCAACGCCAAGUUGAGCACCAGUCGUCACUGAGAUCGUUGAUCGGGUCUGAGAUGAGCGAGCGGGAUAUCCAGAAGGAGAUUGAAGAAUUUGCACGACAGAUCCAAGAAGAGGGUCUGUUGGAUGGCCUUGAUCUCGAUAACAUUGACUUGAGCCGGGAUGAUGAACUCAGUCAACGCAUCACCGAGGCGUAUAGGAGGCGCCAAAGGGGCCGCUCGAGACAAGAAGAGAGGAGGGCCGGCUCGCGCUCACGACAUUCUGCAUCUGCAUCGAUGGAUUCCAGACUGCGGCCCGACAGCGCCAGGCAUCCAAACCAGCAUCGCUCACACUCACGAUCAAUAAGUGAAGUGGGAGAUCGGAGUAGGCCUCCGAUAUCAUCUUCCGCAAGCCUUGGCGUCCGAGAGCCUGAGAGGAGGACCAGGAGGCGAACCAACAGCGGUGGGCAGGUGAACGCUUUGGGAGCCAUGUCUCUCUCUACCAUGGACGCAAGGCCUGCCGCUCAUUCUCAGAACGACUUAACCCUCAGAAAUCCAAGCAACUAUGAUCCCACGGCAUCAGUGCCGGCUCUGAGAAUUGGCCGAAGUUCCAGUUCAACCGGAAUACCUGUUUCUACUCAAACUGCCGAUGCACCAGCAAACGGUAGUGCGAACAAUGCCUCGUUUGCCAGUCGAGCGCAAACCCUUCCAUCGGCCCCUUCUCAAACAAGUCUAAUCACUCCCGACUUGAUAGAGCUGGGAGCUGCGCGAAAUUCCAAAUCGAACCGCCCAGCUGAUGUGGCUAGUCUUCCCAGUUCUUUGGUGUCCAGCCCUGUUCAAAGCCCAACGGCGACCUCGGGGCAUCAACGCACUCGGCAGCUUUUUGAGGAGCCUUCAAUCAGCUGCUCGCGAUGCAAAAAGUCUGAUAUCCAGUAUGACGUGCAUUACAACUGCAAAACGUGCGAGGAUGGCUACUGGAACAUUUGUGUUGACUGCUACCGGUCAGGCAAAGGCUGCCUACACUGGUUUGGGUUUGGUCACGGGGCCUGGAAGAAGUGGGAGAAGCGCAAACAGGCUGAUGAAUUGAUUCCCAUGCCUCACAUAUUGAACGCUGGCCGCUAUCUGCGCCCUACAUCGACGACUAUGAGCUCAGAUGGCAAGAAAACGUUGACGAGUGACGAUCCCAAGUUGAGACUGGAGACGGGCACGUUUUGCUCACGAUGUUUUGCUUGGGCCAACGAGUGUUUUUGGCGCUGCGACGUUUGCAAUGAGGGCGACUGGGGAUUCUGCAAUAGUUGUGUGAACCAGGGCAGAUCAUGUAACCAUAAGCUUCUGCCGAUGGCCCAUGAAGGGACGCUCAAGCCUACAUAUCAACCUCGCAAUCUCAAGCCGUUAAGCCGACCCUCCACGGCAACAAUCAUUGCAGCAUCACCCAUAUCCGGCAUUGGGCUGUUCAGGCCACUCGAGUUCAAUUGCAAGUGUGAAAUUUGCAAAGAUACCAUUCCACCAUCGCAGUCGAGAUAUCAUUGUUUCGGCUGCACAAGUACGGCUGUUGAAGAUGCUACUCCUGGAGACUUUAAUAUCUGCUUCUCCUGCUACGGCGACCUGGAAUCAAAGGGAGAUGUAAGUGAAGAGAAUGGCUCGUCGGGCUGGAGAAGAUGCCCCAGUGGUCACAGAAUGAUUGUUCUCAAAUUCCUAGAAGGCAAGGUUGGCCAAUGGCGAUAUGUGGAGAGAGAUGUCGUUGGUGGGAGAGCCCUUCGCAUGGAGCCUCUCGAGAAUAUUGCGCAUCCUGAUUUCCAGAAAUGGUCGUGGUAUGAUGGAAGUGAAAAACUGGAGCGCCUCGCCACUACAAAGGUAUCGGCAACAGCCCCGGAGAGCUUUGGCGAAAUAACUUAUACGCGGACCUUCCCGCCUGAUGGUGGUUGCGGGCUGAUGGCCCAUGCAAUGUGGGCAUGGUAUCCAAAAUCCGGCAAAGAGGACGACCUACUCUUUCCUCGAGGGGCUAGCAUUGAUGAAGUAAGGGAUAUCAACGGGGACUGGUUCUUUGGGGCUUAUAUGGGUGCCAAGGGCAUGUUCCCAGCACCAUACGUCCAUCUACCACAGCAGCCAUGA